CACUGACACUUGGCCGCUAGCACACGCACACCACCGCAGUGUGCGGCGAAUUCACUUCGCCGUAGUUUAAUGCGCAUUUCAUUCUCCUUGGCGCUCUCCUCUUUACUAGUUUUCUUUCCUUAUGUCGGUAUAUUCUUGGAAGUAGUGCCGUUGUGUUGUUGCUGGACUUAUUUGGUGAAUAAAAACUAGAGCGUGCUCGUGAGUGCGAUGACACCCAUCGCAGCGCAGUAUUGCACUAUCGAUAAACGGCCGUGCAGGAAUUCUGCGCCUUAAUGCUUGUUAGGUUUAAAUGGUUAACGCAUUUGCCUUGGGGGGCUUAAGGAAACAAUAGCGUAUAUUGGAAUAACAUUUCGUUGUUUUGCAUGCGCUAAUUUAGUAAUAAGAGCGAUAGGUAGCACACUAUCGAUUGUUAUCGCUUUUACCCGUAUUCGGAUUCGGCGCCACAGUUGUUGUUGUCAUUCGUUUUGACGACGCCGUGAACUUUACAUGUGUGCUACCCUUCCAUUGAACGGUUAAUUAAGUUGGAAAGAGGAGCGGAAUAAUGUAAAGGAAAAGAAAAGAAACCGCUUUAUGUUGUACACGUACAUAGCUUGCACUUUCCAUGGACAUUGAUGGCAUGUUAGUUGCUGCCAUUCGGUGAGUGACGGUGAUUGGUGAUGAUGUGAGCUCAAAUGGCAGAUCUGGAUAGUUGAGCCUAAACCAUGCUGUGCAGUGCGUAGCCUUGCAAUAAGCCCUAACCCCAAACCCAAUCCCACAGAGGACUCGGAUACGGAUCGAGCCCCCAGCGCCGCCUGCAGAAUGGAGGAGAGCGAGGACGACGUGGUGGAGGUGUCCUGCGACAACGCGCUAAAGGAGCAGGUCCAAGCCAAGCUGAAGGAGAUCCGUUCGUUUGUGCCCUUCAUCCAGAGUGUGCGAGCGAAUUACCAGAAGUCCCUAUCCGAUCUCCAGGGCAACCGGCUGGACUCCCUGGUGGGUCUGCUGCAGCGCGAAAAUGUAUCGAUGUCCACACUCACCAAGAUCGAGAGGAUCAUCGAAAAGCUGAAGAACAGAUUCGAUCCGAAGAUACCCGGGGAAGUCAUCGAAAUCACCGACCACUCUGAGUCCAAUGCGACGACAACCUCCUCCGCUAAGCCGAAACCCGGCACACGACCACUUCCCCAACAGCGGACCAAGCCUUCGCAUACCCGUUCCAAGCUAAACGGCUUAGCCAUCCUCUCACCAGCUGCCACUAAGCCGUCACCCACACCCGAGGCCUUGGUUGCCGAUUGCAAGACGAUCAGAUCACCAAUUCCGGGUGCAGCUGCCAGCAAGGCCAACAAAGCGAUACCAAAUCCGGAGCGCAGCUCGGAUUUAGCAAAGAUUUCUGGCUUUGGCUCUGGUUCCUUCACCACCUCCUCCACCAACAAGAUGUCGGAAUCCGCGGCUCAGAAUCGAGCCCCUUUAAAGGCUCCCUUGGCCAUUUUAAAGUACAAGCCGCAACCAGAUGAUGAGCAAAAACCUGCGACGGAACUACUCGCCCCAACUCAAGCACCAGCUCAGGUUCAGCAUCAGGAUACAAAGCAACAUGCCAUUCCAGAGCCCGCGCCAUCCGCUCUCGAUAAGAAACGCGGUUCGGUGUACAGUUCUUCGCUCAAUCGCGGAGUGCUGGCUGCCAUGCAAGAGGCCCGCAUGGAGGAGAAGAAGCAGAGGGCCAACACCCAUCAUACAUCGCCAUCAUCAGCCAAAGAAUCGUUCGCUAGAGCUUCGCCAGAGAAGGACUUCUGGCGUCGAUCUUAUCCUGAAGCGGUGGAGUUCACCCGCCGCUUGCCAGAAAAGCCGGUGCAACCGGCAGAUAUGCCUGAUUUUGUGCGUCGAUCCACACCGCCUGUGCCCUUCCCCGUGCUGGAAGCCUCCUCAAGGCAGGAUGACUGCGUGGUUCCAGCAACGCUGUGGGAGUCCCCCUCCCUGGAGGAAGCGCGGAAGAAGCUGGCCGCCUUGCGAGGGGGAGGAACGGGAGCCGUAGCAGGAGGCGUACAGGAAAUGCCGCCCCUGGCCUCCAACAUUAAUGAUCCGCGCGGUAAAAAGAACUUGAGCUUAAACUUGCCCACGCCCGUGACCAAUAAUAUUAACAACAAUAGCAUAAACUUUCCGCUCAUGACCCCGGCUCCCAGAGUUCGUACUCCAUCGCCUAUUCCGCCACCGCCGAGUAUGAAGCGCGGUACUUGGGCCGCCUUUUCGAGCAGUCCACUGAAGAUUGGCUUUAAUGAUCCGCGUGUUUCGCAUCAGAACUCUGAAUCUCCUGUAGAUCCUCGAGUCCAGAGGGAAGCUAGUAUGGAAGUAAGGCCCCUUAUUAACGGCAGUGAGCCCCGAGAGCAGCCCCGUGAUCCUCGCAUCUGGCAGAACAAGCAAUCCCAUUCACAUCAUCAACAGCAGCCGCCACCGGCGCAAUAUCCCAGUGAUCCACGUCGCGCUUCAAGCGUCUACAGCGGCUUUGAAGACGCCGCCAAUAGCUGGCAGUGCUCCAACAACAAUGUUAACGGCAAUGGCAGUGCCUUCAAUAAGUCCAGCUGGAGUGGCAUUCCGAAUGGGAGCGGGUCCAAUGCCAGAGGCUUUGCCAAUCAAAAUGGUAGUGAAAAUGCAGGAGGCUUUAAUGGCUCGCAAAGCUUCAGAGGCGUAUAUCGUGGAGGACACAACAGCCGGGGUUUCGGUAACUCGGGUCCCCGCUUCGACCGAACCCACGACGUGCCUCGCACAUAUGGGGAACACCGCAAGGCCAAGGCUCGCGCUGAGGCGGAGGCCAAGGCGAAGGCAGCGGAGGAGGAACGCCAGUUCAUAGCGGACAUUCAGCGGAAGUUGGAUGCCGAAGAGAAGCGCAAGUUGCUUGCGGCAGAGGCGCAGCGAAAAAUGAAAGAGAUUGAGGCCGCGUCGGCGUCGUCACCGGUGAUGCCUACUCCGGAACUAGACACCUCCUACCGCACCGUCACGCUCGGUCCUCUGACAAAGAAGCUAGACUUUCGGAUACCGAAGAAAACUCCCCCGGCCCCAGCAGCAGCACCAACGACGCCCGCUCUCAAUGGGGAAGGGGACAGCUUAAGCUCCUCCUCAAAUUCAUCCACGACCAAAUCCUGUGAUGCCAAAAAGGAUAAAGAUAAUGAUAAGAAUAAAGAUAGGCAUUUAGAUAAGGCUAAGGAUAAGGAAAAGGACAAGGUAGAAAAGGGCAAGGACAAGUCGGAAAGCAGUCUGGAAAAGUCCAACAAGCAUCACAAGUCGCUCGACAAGAAGACCGAGAAGGAGAAGAAUAAAUCCGCCAAGAAGGAAAAGAAGAGACUAGAAAAAGAGCGUGAGAAGAAAUCGCGAGUUGGUGACAAAACUCGUGAGUUCGCCGACAUGGAAAGCGUGAUCAGUGUGAACAGCUCCGAAAAUACAGAUAACCUUGAGAACGAACCGCCCGUCAGCGAGGCUAACUCCUCUCCCGUUCCAGAGCUAGCUCCCGGUACACCCGACAUCCACUCUUCCAUACCUCCAGCGGUAGUUGAGGCGAAGCAUCCGGAGGAGGAUGAAGAUGAGGAUGUGCUUGCCAAAUUGGACAGAGCGAAGAAAGCGGCCCUUGAGAAGGCUGCGGAGGAAGGGCCAGCAAAAGAAAAUUCGAAAGAUAUAGGACCUGAAAACGUCGCCGACGAGGCUAAGGAGGAUGCCCUAGACGAGGACGAUAAACCGCCAAAACUGUCCAAGCUAAAAAUAGUGCUUGGUCCCAAUGCCCAUACAUUGAUGGUGAACCCUGAUGAAGGCAGCCUGGAGAAGGAAGCCAAGGUGACGGACAACAAACCUAUAGGAGAGGAUGAUCACGACGACGAAGAGGUGCCCGGCCCGUCGCCUCAACUUCUGCGCCGCAUCAUGCAGCGACGUAACUCCAUGGCUCCCACCGCCAGUAAGCCGCUGGUCGACAAGGCAGACAUCUUUACCCCCAGCCUCCUCUACGAGGACCUGCAGGAGCAGAAGCGAAAGUCACAGAACGCCCGCAGCCUGGCCAACAUGUUUGAGAAGACCAACGACAACUGUACCGUGUCCACGCAGAACAUUAUCAGCGGGAAGCGUCGCACUCGCGGCGUGGAGGCAUCCUUCAACGAGACCCAGCUGAGUCGGAGCUGCUUUGGUCUGGGCCAGAUAAACAGGUCGCGGACAAAGGCCACCGAUGGAGAUGCUGGUAGGGCAAAGACGCCUGCCCCAGACAGCACUAAGCAUGCAGAAGAUUCGUUGGGUGUUCAUGAUCAUGUUGAUGGUCCUAAUCCUAUUCGUGGUCCUAAUCGCAAGCGCAGGCGACAAACCAUUAGCAAGGACACUUCCGAUAAGCCUGUGGGGCGCAAGAAGGCACGCUUGGAAAGUAUCGAGGUUAAGGACGCAGAUAUCUCUGUAAAGCAGCCGUCAGAAGACAACGAGGAAGUCAUCAUUAUGGAUGUGGACGAAAACUCCUUCGCGCCGGCGGCCCCUGUUACCGUGAUCCAACCGCCACCGAAACCCCGCGCUAAACCCCGAAAGAAGCGCAACGAGCUGGACAAGCUAAACGAGGACAUUGCGCAGAUGUACUAUGGCGAGGAGGUGCUGCGGGCCACCGGACGCAGGGCCUGCACCCGGCGCUCCCGCACUCCCUCGCAGACGCGCUCCAGCAGCCAGCGCUCCCGAACUCCCUCCCUCUCACGAGUCUCACCGGCCCCCGACAGCAUCUCCAGCGUUUCUCUGGGAAGUCCCAUUUUCACCCGGAACAUGGCGCGAAGGGGUAAGCCCUUCAGUCCCAGAUCCCGAUCGUCUGGCAUAAAUCGGACCACAUUCAAGGCCAAGACCUUACCAAAGCCCAAGCGCUGUCAGGUGAGGAUACAGCGAUGUGCUGCUCUGGAAGAGCUGCUUAAGAACCAGGAUGAUCAAGAGCAGAAGCCAGCGAAGAAGCGCAAGAAGAAGGAAAGGGAAGUUCGCAACACAAAUCCCGAAUGGCACGCCAAGUCGAAGGCUGCCAUCAAGUGUGUGGUUUGCUCGAAGCCAGUCCGAAGGAGCCCUCUCUGUCACUACUUGUUGAAUCACGAGGAGCACUAUGCCUCCCGCUUACCGCCCGGCGUGCUGGAAGAUCUGCGGCUCGGACGCGGCAAUCGGCCGGACUACUGGAUUUCACAGCGGCACUAUAACAUGUUGCACUUCACUUGUCCGUUCUGCCAGAAGCCACUGCUACUUAACCGGCUGAGUCUGGGUGAACAUUUGUCCGCCCACAUGGGCGAGCCGCGUCACCAGUGUUCCCACUGUCACUUCCCGCAGAACCGCCUCAUUAGGCUGCAGGCGCACACCGCGACCUGUGGCCCAGGUGCCAAGCCACUGAGUUAUCCCGACAACUGCCGCUUGCCGAUGACGGUGCACGUGUGCCACCUCUGUCAGUUUGUGCAGCAGAACAAGGGGAACAUGGACCGGCAUCUGAUGCAGCAGCACGGUCUGACCAAGGAGCAGCUUAAGAGUGUGGAGCGGGAGGAGCUGAUGCUCUGCUCCCUGAAGGACGUGCCGACAGCCGAGUCGCAUGAGGAGGCCACCGCAAUCCUGCAAGAAAACGAGGAUAUAACCUCCGAGCCAAGCACAAGUGCAGCUGCCAAGGUGCCCACCACAAACAAGGUGCCCAGCACACCCAAAGUGUCCAAGGGGACCAAAAAGGGUAAACAGCUAAAGAAGAUCAAGAUUCGAUUUAAGAACAUGGCCAAGAAAUCGGUGCGUCUGGUGAAGCGCGAAAGGGAAGAGAAGGAGGAACAGGAGCGGGAAAGGGAAGAACAAGAGGAGCAGCAGGAACAGGAGGCAGAGGAGAAUCGGGAGCAGCAAAGGGAGGUGACCAAAAUGGAGGUGGAUCAUGACAUGGGGCGGCUACCGCAGCCACCGCCAGAAAAGGAGCCCGUGCUGGUGGUCAACGAGUGUCUGGCGGAUGUCGAAAUGGAAUCGGAACCGGAGGAGGAAGUGGACGAGGGGCACGCCAUCAAAAACAAGAGCUUGAUGGUGGAUGAAAAGCCUGUCGUGCUUCCCGGCUUAGGCACUGACCUUGUGGCAGCAGAGCCGAGUGGCGUAGAACCAGAGCCAACUGUAUUAGAACCCGAGAAAGCAACCCCAGCGCCCAUGGACGACGAAGAUGCAGAUGUGGAUGUGGAGCAGCUGACUCCACCGCGGCCAAAUUCUGUUACGAAUUCUUCUGCCGAGGAGAUUCGGGCAGUCACGCUGGCCGAGUUGGCCGGCGAUGUGCUCGAUGGUAUUGGCAGCGAUUGCUCCGACGUUGAGGUUAAUGAGGAACCAGAGCCAGGAGGAACAAAUGGCGAGAAGGAACAUGACGCCGAUUCGAAUGAUGAUGAUGGGGACAAAGCAAAAGCGCCCACCGAUGAGUGGGUGGAUCUGAAGACUGCCAAGAGGAACUCCAAGGGCUCCUCGAAGAGCAUUUUCCAGAAGUUUAAUCGCUUCUGCUCGCGCCUGAACAAGGCAGCCCGAUCCGGAGGCAAGUCAGUGGCCUCCAAUGGCAGUCAGAGCAGCGAGUGCAGCCACGACAUGCCCGAUCCCAGCGAGCUGAUGCCAAGAAUGCGACCUCUAGAGCCGGAGCCGGUAACGGAGAGAAUGGUCCCGGUGCCCGUUUCUCCUGCGUCAGCUCUUGCGGCUGCACUUGUGGCCACUCCCGAGGCAGCUUCAGCCUCAUAUACGGUGCGUCUUAAGUCGCCACCCAAACGGGUGGAAAAUGUGGCUUUUCGAAAGUCCCUCUCAGAAGGCGACGAGUCGCAGCAGGCGUCCUAUUUUUGCGUGCGGCCGGGCUGCACUUUCCUCUUCUCCAACGAACUGGAAGGACUCGAGAAUCACUUUGCGUUGGAGCAUCCGUUGGUUCGCUGGAGCGGCAAAUGCGCAAUAUGUCCGGAGCUUAAGGGGUCCGAAACACUCCUCAGCAUUCGCGAGGAGUUGCGUCACAUGAGGUACGAGCACAUGGUGGUCAAAUCCGCGCCGACUCUCAUACCGCCUGCAAUAGAGGAGCCGGUGCUUGUUCUUCCGGAAACUGAGCCUAUUGCUGCUCCCAAUCCCAAUCCCGAGCCAGCUCCCGCUCCUGUGCUCCCCAAGCUGCGGGUGCGUCGAUUCACUGGUGAUCGCCUGGUAGAGCAAUUAGCGGAUGAUAAUCAGACGAAAGCAGCGGUAGAUCCAUCCAAUACGCAGGCGCUGUUCAAUGGGAUGCUGAGGGGUCUGCUGGCGGCAGAUUCGCGACCACCUAGCCAACAGGUCGACUUUAAUGCCGCCGGACUGGGGGAGUUCCUCAGCGCCAAGCCAACUUCGCCGCCCAAGGAACCAGCCCCUGAAGAACAGCCCCUGAUUAUCAACUAUCAAAGUGGGUUGGGCUUGUCGAUUAGCAAUGUGUACAGCAGGGCUCAGAUGACCGCCGAUUCAGUGCUAUCGCCAGCCAUGAAGGAGCCGCACCCUGACCAGGUGGCUCCAGUGCAACGUAAGCGAUUCUGUUGCAUGGCCACCGGUUGCAACUUCACCGCCCACAAGGUCAUGUUUGUUCGCGAGCACAUGAAGUUCCACAGAUACAGCUUCACCUCCUCUGGCUACCUGAAAUGUGCGUACUGCUCCCACGUGGCGGUCGACGUGGAUGACUACCUUCGUCACGGUGUGAUGAUUCACGACCUGGCCCCACGCUCCGACCUGGAGAACGGAUCGAGGUCACCCUCGGUUAGCCAGCAAAUCCGGGAUAUGCUCAGUCAGCGGAGCACUGCGCCUGGCGGCGGUUCCCCCGCAACUGCAAACACGACGUCGACUGAGCAGUCCGAUCCCGCUACCACUGGUAACCCAGAGGCUGGAGGAUCGGGUUGGGGGGCGGCCGUCGGCUCAAAUGGGUUCGUUUCCGUAUCUGUUGCGAUCACAGAUCUGCUCAGACCGACGGGAUACAGCGAAGACAGACUGUACGCCUGCCCCCAAAAGGGCUGCAUCGUCCGGCUGACGGAGGAGCAGUUCGUGAACCAUCUGCGCUACCACAUCCGCAGCACCCACCAGGGCAGCGAGCAGGUGAAGUGCAAGUACUGCACCCAGUUGAUGCAGCCGCCGGCUCUGCGGACCCAUCUGCAGCAGGCCCACGCCCGCCACAGCAUCUUCUGCGGCGUCUGCUUGGCCACGGCGGUGAACAAGCGCCUGAUGCUCUUCCACGUGCGCAAGGAGCACCCUGAGGCCUACGAGCUGGUCAAACGGCAGCUGCAGUUCAUCCCGCUGCGCAUGAAGCCUGAUGCCGUCGCCAAGGGCACCGUGGAAAUCGAGUGCUGUGUGGCCGCCGUGGAGCAGCCCUUCGGCGCCUACCAGAUGCACAAUUUCCAGCGCAAGCUCUUCGAGGAGCUGGAACUUCGGAAAACGGGCACCAAGACGAACUUCCGCUGCUCUGAGGUGCGCCUCCUGCCGCGCACCGCGAUCUUCCCCCGCGAGCUGCGCUGUGCGGAGUGCUCCUUCACCACCACGGUGCGGUCGACCAUGCAGAUGCAUCUCUACGCGCACAAAGAGGCGGCCAUUCGCCAGGCCUACCAAACGGAGGAAUCGGCAAUUGUGGUGGAAACAACAGGACCAACAGCUGCUCCACAGCAUGAGCCAGCUUUGGAUUCCGAGGAGUUGGCGGCAGGUUCCCAAGCAGCACUACCGCAGCGGGAUCUGGCGAUUCCGCCGAUUCCGGGAAAACACAAGGUAUUCAAACCCCCCUAUAAGUAUGUGCCCUCGGAGGUCCGCUUCCAUUGCGGCUUCGUCCACUGCGGACAGCGUUUCAACUCGGAGCUGGUGCUGCGCCAGCACAUGAUCAUGCAGCACAAGUACUCCCAGCUGAUAUACUGCCCGCACUGCAAGAUGCGGCCGGGUCAGGUCAGCGUGGAGAAGUACUUGGCCCAUCUCCUGACGCACAAGCGGCACGUCUACCAAUGCGGCGCCUGCAAUCGCCACAACAGCAAGCGUGUCGGCAUCGAGAGGCACAUCCAGGACCGUCACUACAACCAAAAUGUGGACGUGGUGGUGCACCGCCACAUGGACUACGGGAAAACGAUCACCUCCCGCUGGCUAAAGACGCCUAAACUGGCGCGCCAAGCCAUCAUGGAGUACACGUGCAACCUGUGCCAGCAGUACUUCCCCACGGCCUUGCAGAUCAUGGCCCAUGCGGCGUCCGUUCACAAACGGAGCCACCAGUAUCACUGCCCGUACUGCGUUUAUGGCGGCAACGCCGCCACUUUCAUCAUCGACCACAUUCGGAGCGAGCACUCGGGGAAGGUGGUGCAGCCGGUGCAGAUCUACCAGCGCAUCGUGUCGAAGAACAAGCAGACCCUCGGCUUCUACUGCAGCCUCUGCCGGGAGUCGGCCAGCAACCUACAGAAGAUCACUGCCCACUGCGAGGAGAAGCACAAGUCGCGCUUCAUGUGGAAGUGUCCGCACUGCGACGUUGGCCACUUGAACGAGCGCCACGUGGCCAUGCACAUUGCCGAGGCGCAUCCAUUGGAAAUCGGACUGUCUGUGAUCCAGUACGAAAAAGUGCUCAACGAAAUGCCCGACGACUUGAGUUGGGCCUUGGCCCAGCCCAUCGCAACGCAGACUGAUGAGGAGGAGGUGGAGGAGGACCAGCUGCCGGAACAGCUACCGGAACGGGACACGUUCCUGCCCGUGGGCCCGGGUCGGAUGUCAGGAGACAAACAGUUGCCGGAGCCACACAUCGUGACCGAGGUGGUGGACCUGCUGGCCUCGGACGACGAGUCCGAGGAGCUCGGCGAGAGUCCGGAUGAAUCGAAAAUCGUGGAGUUCGCUUGCACACACUGCGACGAGACCUACAGCAACUUGCAGGACCUGCGCAUCAAGCACUGGGCCGUCGUUCAUCCGGAGCAGCCUUUCUACUUCCGCGUGCAGCCGCAGCUGCUCUGCUCCGAGUGCAAGAACUUUAAGGGCAACGCCAAGGAUCUACGCGAAGAGCAUCUGCUCAAGGUGCACAGCAUCCGGAACAUCGUGGCGGCGGACAUUCGCCGGCCAGCGGAGUGCGCCUACUGCGACUACCGCUAUAAGGACUGGCAGGACCUGGCGCAGCACAUCAGCCGAAUGGGUCACCUGCCCAACGACCUGAAGCAUGUUACCAAUGAGGAGCUGAACGCCCUGAUGCUGCUCAGUGCCAGCGGGAGCGGCGGCGCCAUCAACGAGUACUACCAGUGCGGUCUGUGCAGCGUGGUGAUGCCCACGAAGGCGACAAUAGGCCAGCACGGCCAGGUGCAGCACAGCAACCCCGGAGAGCGCUUCUGCUUCCGACAGCUGAAGGCGGAUGUGAUCUACCACUGCUUCUUCUGCAUGUUCACCUCCACCGACGAGCUGACCACGCUGCGCCACAUGGUGGACCACUACAGCCGCUUCAAGGUCUGCCACUUCUGCACACUGGCCCAGGAUGGCGGCUUCGAUGAGUACAUCCAGCACUGCUAUGACAUCCACCGCGACGAUGUGCACCGCUUCCGGGCCGUGCACUCGUUCGGUGAUCUCAAGAAGUUCCUCAUGCAGGUGCACUACCAGUUCCAGAACGGCCUGAUCAUCACAAAGAGCAGCCUGCGCUACACGCGCUACAAUGACGAUGCCAUGAUUCGAAAGUUGGACGAGGAGCUGAUGGCCAAGGCUCAGCGCCCGCCGAUCCCGCGGCUGCACAUUCGACUCAAGUCGACGGGGGUCCAGGGCCCGGCGGAGGUGGAGGUGACGGUGCUGGAACCCACACAGUCUACGCGAAUCGCAAAGAGGCGAAAGACACUGAAUCCGGACGAACUACUAAGGAUCUUCCGCCAGGAGGAAAGGGCGCAACAGCAGCAGGAGCGGCAGCAGCUGGUGGUUCCAAAUGACAGAAUGGCCACAGUUCCACCUGGCCUUGUUCGACCGCCGAUUGCUAGUCGAUCUGCGCUGGGAUCUCCUCCGAUCGUGUCGUUGGUGGGAAACCAGGUCCGCAUUCUAAAGCGUCGCAACAGCCACGUGGUUCGCUCCGGACCCUAAAACCACAUCGAAACUAAGACAAGUCCACAUCAUAAUUAUUGUGAGAAUGCAAACAUGUUUAUUGGCUCCCAGCCCAUAGUCCCCAAUUCCUAAUUGUAUUGUGCUAGUUCCAAACUAAUCAAGCAUUGAGAAAUAACUUUUUUUCGACUAAGCUAAGACCAUAUUACUACAUUUGUAAGCGCGAAAACAGUUUUAAGAUCAAACAGAAUGUUAAGAGCUAAGAUAAGGAGAGACAGAUUUGGAGACUACAAUAAGACAGACGUCGGCUUUAAUUAAUUAAACUAGCGUGUUAAAUAUAGUAAGCUCAAGUAAUGGAUUUUUGUCGAAUACAAUGCGAGUUUUUAAUGGAA
Molecule: messenger RNA, 11345 nt
Organism: Drosophila biarmipes
Lineage: Eukaryota; Metazoa; Arthropoda; Insecta; Diptera; Drosophilidae
Exons: 6
Coding region: 799-10995 (3398 amino acids)
Biological process (GO): regulation of DNA-templated transcription
Molecular function (GO): RNA polymerase II cis-regulatory region sequence-specific DNA binding; DNA-binding transcription factor activity, RNA polymerase II-specific
Source: RefSeq, a predicted model, not a curated record